This is a messenger RNA of Plasmodium fragile, 393 nucleotides long. RefSeq lists its product as uncharacterized. The coding region runs from base 1 to 393 and encodes 130 amino acids. NCBI's taxonomy places the organism in Eukaryota, Apicomplexa, Aconoidasida, Haemosporida, Plasmodiidae. The transcript has a single exon. The record is from RefSeq and is a predicted model, not a curated record.
AUGGCUGUCUCAAGUGUAGGGUUUAUCGAGAGUGAUGAUGUAAGCCAAGGUUACUGCUCAUGUGACUCCGAGACAACUGCAGGCACUGAUACUAGCGCGAGCGAAGAUGAUGGGAAGGGGAUUCAAAUUAAGAUUAAGAGAGCCAUUGAAAAUGGUAUACUGGAUGAUGCGAGAAAAAAAAGAAAAAGGAAAAUCCUCAAUUUUGAUGGAAGCUUGAAAAAAAGAAAAAAUUUGAAAAUCGAACAGGAGGGGUUCAAAAUUAACAUUCGGAAAUUUAGACUGUUUAAAAUUGAUCACGUGAGAAAAAAAAAAGAGGAAACGCUCCCCCCAGGGAGGAAUGACCAGGACGGGUACACCGGGGCUGCUGAGGACAAGGAGGGUGCUUCGAAGUGA